CUGGUUUGAAGGCUCAGGAUGAGGGAUUCCCCACAUGAGUGUGUGUACAGUAUAAAAGCUCAUAUAUCACAUUGUCACAAACAAACUCAGAGACGACUGUCUUCAUCAGCAUUCAUCAUGAAAAACUUGGUUGUGUUCAUCGCAGUCGUCGUGGCUCUUGCGACAGGAAGUCCAGUUCCAUCAGAUUCACAGCAGUGCGCCGCAUGCUCACCACACGCUCGCUCGUUGCUCACCAACCUCUCGCAGCUCAUGGACAAGGAGGGACAAGCGAAACAUCCUCAUUUGUUUGCCGGUUUUAACUGCACUGAACAGACAACACAAAUGAUUCCCUUCACACAGACAGCAGUGGUCUGUCAGCCCAUCACACCUGCUAAUACGUCAUGUGUCAACCAGAGAAACUCCACAUUCAGUGAAACUGAGUGUGUGAGUAACAUCAGAGAUGAUCUGUGGUAUUAUAAUCAAAUCCUGAAAUCAUACGUCGAUGGAGUCCAGAAUGCUGUGCAGGAUUUGAAUCCUGUUUUAAUGGCUACAAAAACCCUUAUGAGUUGCUUGCAGGAAAGUUGUCCACGUUUAUCUGCUGAAAGAACGCAGCCUGAAUGGGAUGUCUGGCAAGGAUCACCCUUCGAUGACCGCCUGUCCCUGUGCAAAGCACUGAAGGGCUUCCACAUUCGGGCCAUCACCAUGAACCGAGCCCUGGGCUACAUCGCCUCCGGAGACCACAGGAAACUGAAUUAAAUAAGAUGAUUAAAGUCACACUAACACAUCCAAAGCAACGUGAUAGAAACACACCAAAUAUAUAAGCUACACGUGUGGAUAUUUAUAUGAUGGUACCUCUUCAGUCUAUUUAUUUGCUCAAAGUAUUUAUGUAUUGACAUGCUUGCGG
This is a messenger RNA of Triplophysa dalaica, 883 nucleotides long. It is a transcript of the gene il12a, whose product is annotated as interleukin 12a. Gene Ontology annotation, molecular function: interleukin-12 receptor binding; growth factor activity. Gene Ontology annotation, cellular component: extracellular region. Bases 19 to 735 code for a protein of 238 amino acids. NCBI's taxonomy places the organism in Eukaryota, Metazoa, Chordata, Actinopteri, Cypriniformes, Nemacheilidae. The transcript has 7 exons. Gene Ontology annotation, biological process: immune response. The record is from RefSeq and is a predicted model, not a curated record.